Meloidogyne enterolobii is the source of this 459-nucleotide messenger RNA. NCBI's taxonomy places the organism in Eukaryota, Metazoa, Nematoda, Chromadorea, Rhabditida, Meloidogynidae. The record is from the annotation of a GenBank genome assembly.
AUGUCUGGUUCAGACUUUAACCCUCAAUUUUUUACACCCGAGGAGAAUAACGCUUUUAGUACCAUAUUAACCCAACUUCGCUCCUUCGAACGAACAGUCGCUCAGACCUUUCGCCAAUUAGAAGGAAGACUUAAUAAUAUCGAAGAAAACCUUAAAAAGAAUAAAGACAGCCUAACUGGAACGAAAGGCUCCAUCACUAAAUUACGUAAUAAUUUAAGCGAAUUUAAGAUUGUAUUUGAAGAAAAAUGUCGAAAUAUUGAAAAACUGGGAAUAAAACAUAAUGAUAAAGAGCUAGAAAAUUCUGAUGAGAGAGAAGAAAGUUCUGAUGAUGAUUCAAUUGAAACGGAAGCAAAUGAAAUAGAGGUAAAUGAAACAACUGAGGAAAAUAACCAACUAGUUAUGACAAUGGACCCGUUUUUAAAUACCGGAGGCUUUGUUGGAACGAUCUCCUGUCGUUGA